GCUACUAUGAGCAGAAUUCGGGGGCCUUUGGAUUCUCGUGCACCGACAAGGCCCAUCUAGUAACCCAGUGGCAGUGGGCAAGACUACGCAUCCGGGUACUGGCUCAAGAACCUGGGUUGCAAAUGUGCCGUGUCGAGUAUGCAGCUUGCGUGUUUACUUACCUAGGCUUGGUAUGAAAUGAGACUUACUUUUUCAUAUAGCGUCUGCAUCUUAAGUCAGGCGGUCCUGCUAUCAAUGCCAGAACUACGCAGAUACAUACAUGUGGUUAGUGUGUGCACCGCGGAAGCUCCCCAAAUAAUCAGUGGUGUAUCCAAACUUGUAAGUUGCCUUGCAAAGUUGCCAAGCAGCAGAACUUGGAACACUCCAGUGCAAGUAGGCAACACUGAUGGUCAACCAAUUCGCCGACUCCAGCACUUCAACCCGUCUCUCUUCUCACUAAUGAUCAAAACAACCUUGGAACACCCUCCGGUCUACUUACCGAAUUAAGACUUGCUUUGCCGAGGCUGGCUCCAGCCAAACGUUCAAUCCAAAUAUCGUGAGCCAAAUGCUACCAGCAGAGUGAACAUGGAAUGCUCAA
This is a messenger RNA of Pseudomassariella vexata, 577 nucleotides long. RefSeq lists its product as uncharacterized. The transcript has a single exon. Lineage: Eukaryota; Fungi; Ascomycota; Sordariomycetes; Amphisphaeriales; Pseudomassariaceae. The record is from RefSeq and is a predicted model, not a curated record. Bases 178 to 486 code for a protein of 102 amino acids.